Molecule: messenger RNA, 1701 nt
Organism: Umbelopsis ramanniana AG
Lineage: Eukaryota; Fungi; Mucoromycota; Umbelopsidomycetes; Umbelopsidales; Umbelopsidaceae
Exons: 2
Coding region: 222-1694 (490 amino acids)
Biological process (GO): biotin import across plasma membrane
Cellular component (GO): membrane
Molecular function (GO): dethiobiotin transmembrane transporter activity; biotin transmembrane transporter activity; solute:proton symporter activity
Source: RefSeq, a predicted model, not a curated record
UUUUCUCAAGUCAAAAAACGGAGCACUAAUAUUAAGCUUUCAUCCUACCCCCCCCCCACAAAGCCUCCGCAUUUUUAGACACCACCACAUUCGGUUCCGACGAAGCCUCCAGUAUGAUUUUGGGAAUGUAAAGAUGCCGCAAAGUCACCCGCUUUUUAAACGAUAGCUAUUUAAAUACCCCGCAGUUUUUUUUUUUUGACAUCCAGACUUUAUUAUCUCUUAUGGACAGCAAAGAAGAGCAUCAGCUUGAAAACAUUAAGAGAGUGCCUAGCCAUGACGCCGUUUCUGUAGGAGACUAUAGCCUUGAUCCUGAAGAUGCUAGAUACAAGGAGAUUGAGCGUAAGCUCGUUCGAAAAUUUGAUCUUCGCUUGAUACCAUGCUUCUGGACAAUGUACUUUUUUACAUCUAUCGAUCGUUCCAACGUUGGAACAGCUAUCAUCAUGAACAAGGCUAAAGGUCACGACCUUCAAACUGUCGCGCACUUGACUGGAACACAAGUCUCUCUUGGUGUUGCUCUCUUCUAUGUUGGCCUUGUCUUGUUCGAACUUCCUUCCAAUCUGAUCAUUACGAAAGUGAGAGCUGCAGGAUGGCUCGCUCGCAUCAUGAUCUCCUGGGGUAUCGUUACUACUCUCAUGGUGGUGAUUCGAAAUGAAGCAUCAUACUAUGUUCUUCGCUUUUUCCUCGGGGUCAUGGAAGCUGGACUCUGGCCCGGUAUGGCGAUGAUCGUCUCAAAGUUUUACAAGAAAAGCGAAACUGGUAUUCGCAUGGGACUUUACUUCUUUUCUGCCGCUGUAGCCCUCAUUGUCUCCGGUUUCUUCUCCGCUGCUUUCCAACUCAUCGAUGGACGCGGUAACUUGUAUGGCUGGCAAUGGCUGUUUUUGGUCUUUGGUCUCUUGACCGUCAUUAUCGGCGUGUUUUUCAAUUUCUGGUUACCAUCCACUCCUUUCGAAAAGAAACAGUGGUUGACAGAAGAGGAAAAAGAAGUCGCCAGACAUCGCAUUCAAGUAGACCGUCCGGAUAUUGAAGAAAGACCUCGAAUUACUGUUCGUGCUGUUGUGAAUGAAUUGCUGGAUUACAAAGUUUACCUGUUCACCAUUAUCUACAUGUGCACGGUUCUCAUUUCUACCUCCAUACAGUACUAUUCCCAAACUAUGAUCAUACAAAUGGGUUAUACCUCCAUCAAUGUAUCUCUCAUGAAUAUUCCUGUUGGAGUAAUGAUCGCUGUUGGUUGUCUAUUUUUCACCAAAGUUUCUGAUCACUACAAGACUCGUUCGCUUCCUUACAUUGUCUCCAUUCUCCUUACUGCUGUUGGAUUCGCCAUCCUCUCCUUUACACACUCAAACGCUGCUAGAUAUGUUGGUCUUUUAAUAACAGCCUUUGGAAUGGGUCCAGGUGUCCCAUUAUCCAUGUCAUGGGCGACAAAUUCCAAGGACAAGGAACUGCCACUUGCUAUAAGCUUGGCUCUCAUCUCUGCACUUGCCCAACUUGGAACUAUCUUUUCCACUUUCUUUCUCUACGCUGGAUGGCCCUCUGAUGCACCCAAAUACAUUGGAAGCAACAGUGUCAAUAUUGGUUUAGCUGGUCUUGGUGCUUUUGUAGCGUUGAUUCUUCGUCUCGACCUACAACGCUUGAACAAGCAGAUUGAUAGACAUGGCGCAACCAAGGGUGGUCGAACCAGCAAAUAUCUUUUGUAAUUUCUCU